Morus notabilis is the source of this 1813-nucleotide messenger RNA. RefSeq names its product probable WRKY transcription factor 57. Gene Ontology annotation, biological process: regulation of DNA-templated transcription. Lineage: Eukaryota; Viridiplantae; Streptophyta; Magnoliopsida; Rosales; Moraceae. The coding region runs from base 345 to 1274 and encodes 309 amino acids. The record is from RefSeq and is a predicted model, not a curated record. The transcript has 4 exons. Gene Ontology annotation, molecular function: sequence-specific DNA binding; DNA-binding transcription factor activity.
CCGUACUACUACCCCCAUCAGAGCUUCUUGACGGCGACGUUUCUAACUUAUCUUUUUCUUUCUCUCUCCUCUCUCCUCUCUCUCUCUCUCACUCUCUCACUCUGAUUCUCUUCUUAUCUCUCUCUCUCUCUCUCUCUCUCUCUCUCUCUGUAUGUAUUGUAUCUAACUGUGUAUUUGCGAGUCAAUCCCUUCCAUGUCCCUCCCAAAAACUACGCGUCCUUUCCAUAACCAGAAAACCCUAGCUCUCUUUCUCUCUUUAUCGCGACUGUUUUGGAGCUAAUUGAAGCGUGAAUUCGGUUCGACGGAUCUAGGUCUUGGAUCUUCUGGAUCGCUCGUAAUUAUACAUGGACGACGACGGAGGAGAGAAAUCCGAUCUAGGCCCCGAUUUCACAGCCGAGUCGAGCUGGACUCAGCUCGGAGGCGACGGCGGCUUCUUCUUCUCCUCCGGUGACAGGGAGAGCACCAUAUUAAGCGAGUUCGGGUGGAGUUUUCCAGCGGAGGAGGAUGAGGCCAGCCUCGGCGCCGCCCAGCACGACCGGUUUGGGAGCUUGGACGGGACGAACGCGGCCGCCUUCGCCAUGGAAGAGAGGUCAGAUUUGGCGGCGGAGUGUAGCGGCGGCGGAGCGGCUAGCGAUCCGGUCGGAUCUGCGUCGAAUAAUCCGUCGGUGUCUUCGAGCUCGAGCGAGGAUCCGCCGGAGAAGUCCACAAGCUCCGGCGGAAAACCGCCGCCGGAGGUUAUACCAAACAAGGUAAAAAAGAAAGGGCAGAAGCGAAUUCAGCAGCCACGAUUUGCUUUUAUGACGAAGAGCGAAGUUGAUCAUCUUGAGGAUGGCUACCGUUGGCGGAAAUAUGGACAGAAGGCUGUUAAAAAUAGUCCCUUUCCAAGGAGCUAUUAUCGCUGCACAAAUAGCAAAUGCAUUGUGAAGAAAAGGGUAGAGCGUUCUUCUGAAGAUCCCACCAUCGUCAUCACAACAUACGAAGGCCAACACUGUCAUCACACGGUAGGCUUCCCUAGAGGUGGAAUUAUCGCUCAUGAAACCGCCUUCCCUGGGCAGUUGCUGCCGCCUGACUCGAAGUUCUAUUAUCCGACGAUUCAUCCGUUGCCCAGAUCGGAAAAUGAUCAUACUCCCGUUACCAUGAUCCAGUCCAACCAAGUGCCUAGCGAAGCUGGAGACUCCCAUGUAGCAGUGCAAGAGAGUACAAGUACUCCAGUACAGGUUACGGAUGAGGGAUUGCUUGGAGAUAUUGUGCCUCAUGGAAUGCGUAGUAGGUGAUCAUAAGGUAAAAAGAGCAUUGCAUGCGGAUGAUCUCAAACAGUAAAUGUUUCACAUUUUUUUGACCAGCGACAACGUACCAUGUCUAUAAUAUUAUCUGAUCCGAUCCCCAAAUGGUGCUAGUUUCAAGAAUCGAGAAAACGGGCGAGGUCUUUGUCAACUGUCAAAGUACUGGAUAACACUUUUCCUGAUCCAUAUAAAUACAUAUGAUCAUCACUGAGUUUCCGUAUCUCAUGUAUAUUCAUGCGCAUGGCCUUAUCAGGUACUCAUCACAUGUGUGGUCCACUCCACCUUCACUCUCAUGAUCAUGAAUAUCAAAACUUUAAUUCAGAUUGCCAUUUUGAUAUUAUUCAUCCAUCCUCUAUGUCUAUAUAAGUAUAUCAUAUUGAGCUAGCUUAAUUAUCUCUAUUUCCUUCUAAUUUGCUUCACUACCAAGAAUAUUAUUGAUUAUAGGCAUCAUAUAUAUAAUAUCUUUGAAAGCUGCUUUGCAGUUCCUUUUUGAAGGUAGCUAGCUAGCCAGCGAGACAAUUAAUAUAUGU